Gekko japonicus is the source of this 1374-nucleotide messenger RNA. It is a transcript of the gene CLUL1, whose product is annotated as clusterin like 1. The record is from RefSeq and is a predicted model, not a curated record. The transcript has 7 exons. NCBI's taxonomy places the organism in Eukaryota, Metazoa, Chordata, Lepidosauria, Squamata, Gekkonidae. Bases 7 to 1374 code for a protein of 455 amino acids.
GAAAACAUGAAGUCUUUCCUGCUGUUUGUGAUAUACUUGUUAUGGCUAAGGGGACAACAAGGGGCACCAGCCAAGGAGGAAGACAUAGACACAGAAAACCUGAAAGUUUUAUCGGAAGUUGGAGAGAAAUAUGUAGAUGAAGAGGUAAAGAAAGCUCUGAUUGGCGUUAAACAGAUGAAAAUUAUGAUGGAAAGAAAUGAAGCUAAACACAUGGAGCUGAUGAAAGCCUUAAAGAAAAGCAGUGGAGAAAAAGAGGAAGCUCUGAGACUUUUGAGAGAAGUGAAAGAGAGACUGGAAGAAGAAGAAGACAUAUGUGAGGACUCUCUGGACCAUUUAUGGGAUGAAUGCGAAUCUUGUCUAGAAAGCAACUGUAUGAGAUUUUAUACAACUUGUCGACGUGGCCUGUCCUCAUUUACAAGUAAGAUUCGAGAUUUUUUCAGAAAGAUGACCCCAGUAUCAGUUUCUAUGUAUGAAACUGAGGGGAAAGAGCUCCAGUUUAAUCAGAAGACUGAAAAAGAAGAUGACCAACUAGUACAAAUGGACGAUUUGUUUAACCAACUCUUGUCUGAUGUGGGUACAAUGUUUGAAAAAAGCUUUAUUUUUUUCAAACAGAUGCAAAAACAAUUUGACCAGUCCUUUCAAAUGUAUUUUAUGUCUGAUCCAGACACAACAGACCCCUAUUUUUUACCAACUUUCACUGAGGAUUCGAUGAGAAAUACUGGCUCCCCAAACGAAUGGGGAGUCCAAAACUUCUUCCAGCUUGUAUUUGAUUUCAGCAAAACUGUUGUGGAUGGUGUCAGUGAAAUGCUUACUGAUGUAUUUGAAGGAUACACUGCAAGAGAGAUGGAUGAAGAAACUGAAGAUUCUGACAAAAAUGGAAUGUUCUCUAAGAUUGUGCUAGGUCGGGAAAGAGCUCAAUGUAAUGAACUGCGCCAGAAUUCAUCAGGUUGUCCUGAGUUUCAUGAGAGAUGCUGGAAAUGUCAGGAUUCUCUUUUGCAAGUCUGCCCUGGUGUCCCUGAGCUACAUAUAAAGUUUGACGAUGCCUUUAAGCUGGUUAACAUCUCUGCUGAGCAGUAUCGACAGAUUCUCCAAUUGGUCCAAUAUCACACCGAAGAUACAGCCUACUCGUUGAAUAAAAUGAAAGAAAGGUUUGGAUGGGUGUCCGAGCUAUCCGACAAGACCAUUGAACCAGAAAACAUUUUCAAUAUAGUAAAGGUUUCUUCUGAUGGUCUGAAUGAAACAACAGUAGAUGUGAAUAUUUUGACUUCACCUACUUUCACAAUUAAAGUUCCCCAGGAAUUAGACACACACAGUACCGAAUUCACUGAAUAUGUAGCUGAGAAAGCAUUACAGCUUUACAAGAAGAAUUUCUAG